Messenger RNA from Auanema sp. JU1783, 876 nucleotides. The record is from the annotation of a GenBank genome assembly. Lineage: Eukaryota; Metazoa; Nematoda; Chromadorea; Rhabditida; Rhabditidae.
AUGCUUGCUCUUCGAAGUGAAGUCUCAAACAAGGAAGAUGCCAUCAAAUUUCUUCAAACGAGAGGUCUCAUACCUUCAAGCAAAAAUUGUGAGCAAUGUGGAACUAAAAUGUCGCUUUCUAUUUCAAAAGAGAGGUGGAGAUGUACCAAAAAGACAUGUAGGAAGGAAAGUCAAAUUCGUACAGGAACGUAUUUGGAAGAAUCUCGUUUGCCUUUUUCUAAGUUUAUCAUGUUCGUUUACGCCUGGACUAAAGAAUACACGUCUGUGAAGUUUUGUAAGGACGAACUAGCGCUUUCAAUUAAUACAGUCGUUGAUUACAACAAUUGUUUACGCGAAGUUUGUGCUUACAAUCUUCUGAAAAAUCCCAUUCAAAUUGGAGGACAGAACUGUACGGUCGAAAUAGAUGAAUCUCUCGUCUCAAAAAGGAAAUACAACGUAGGAAGGAUAAAGCGACAGCAAUGGGUGUUCGGAGGAAUCUGUCGCGAAACUAAAGAAUGCUUCCUUUACUCUGUGCCCGAUAGAUCAGCCAAAUCUUUAAUUCAAUGUAUUAAUCAUUCCAUAUUACCAGGUACCACAAUCGUGAGUGAUUGCUGGAGAUCUUAUAAUGGCAUUGAAUCUCACCCCAAUCAUUAUAGUCACUUAACUGUUAAUCAUCGUUAUAACUUUGUUGAUCCUGAGAGCGGUGCACAUACGAACAAUAUUGAGGGUCUUUGGAACGUUGCUAAGAGUAAAUUUAAAAAGAUGUGGGGAGUUCAUACUAAGAUGUUAGAUAGCUAUUUAUGUGAAUUCAUGUGGCGUAAAAGAAAUCAAAAUAAGGAUUUGUUCGAUGUUAUCUUUGAUGAUAUUAACCAUUUUAUGCUAAGAGAUAAUGAAUAA